Molecule: messenger RNA, 2388 nt
Organism: Rhizoctonia solani
Lineage: Eukaryota; Fungi; Basidiomycota; Agaricomycetes; Cantharellales; Ceratobasidiaceae
Product: glycoside hydrolase family 3 protein
Exons: 14
Coding region: 1-2388 (795 amino acids)
Biological process (GO): glucan catabolic process
Molecular function (GO): beta-glucosidase activity
Source: RefSeq, a predicted model, not a curated record
AUGCGCGGGGCCUUAUUAGCGGCAUCUCUGACUCUUUAUUUCAACUCCUCUUUGGCACACCAACACGAACGAAGGCAAUCAACAAACGGAGCAUGGUCGGGUCCUCUUGCUAACGGCGGUAGCGCUUGGGAAAGCGCAUUUGCAAAAGCAAAAGAUAUAGUUUCUCAGAUGACAUUGGAAGAAAAGGUUAACGUUGUGACGGGUAUUGGGGAAUCGAGUCUGUGCGCCGGAAACACUGGCGCUGUUCCGCGUCUUGAUAUCCCGGCGCUUUGCAUGCAGGACGGGCCUGCCGGUGUGCGCCCCGCAAAUUUUGCAUCUCAAUUUCCCGCCCAGGUCACUGUUGCUGCCACAUGGGACCGUGAUCUAAUCUAUGAUCGGGCAGUAGCUCUUGCUGCCGAAUUUAAAGGAAAAGGGAUCCAUGUUAUGUUGGGUCCUGUAACUGGUGGCCCACUUGGCCGAUCUCCUUUAGGAGGUCGUAAUUGGGAAGGAUUCAGUGCAGAUCCAUAUUUAUCCAGUGUUGGCUCCUAUCUCUCCGUCAAGGGUACUCAAGAUCAGGGAGUUGUUGCGACAAGUAAACAUUAUUCAGUAUACGAGCAAGAAACCAACCGUAACUUGAAUAACCCACCCACGGGAAUCAACAACCCUAUUCCCAUCUCUUCGGAUGUUGACGAUGCUACAUUCCACGAGACUUACUUACUUUCGUUUGCUGAAGCGGUUCGUGCUGGCUCUGGAUCCAUCAUGUGCUCGUACAACCGCGUCAACGGGUCUCAUUCCUGUGAAGACAAUUAUACCCUUAACAAGAUUCUGAAGGGAGAACUCAACUUUCAAGGCUACGUGAUGUCUGACUGGUUUGCUCAGUGGAACAAUGUCGAUUCUGCUCUCGGUGGUAUGGAUAUGUCUAUGCCUGGUACUGGUUUUUGGGGUUCUGCCCUUGUUUCGUUGGUUAAAAACGGGACUGUGCCCACUGCCCGACUCAAUGAUAUGGUACACCGUAUUCUGACCCCAUAUUAUGCACUUGGUCAAGACGAGGGCUAUCCUUCCGUUCAGUACAACACUAGUGGGAUUAACGCGAACCAAUAUUUGUCCCUUAACCCCGGAAACACCAAUAUCAAUGUUCAGGCCGACCAUUACAAGGUCAUUCGGAAGAUUGGCGAAGAUAGCGCGACCCUUCUGAAGAAUGUACGGACUAAUGGAGGUGGCCUCCCACUCAAGGCACCUAAAUUCCUAUCAGUGUUUGGACAGGAUGCCAGUGCCAACCCGGAUGGCCUCUUGUCCUGUGGUGUCUUCAACCAGUGUCCGACAGGUCACUUCAAUGGUACAUAUAGCAUUGGUGGUGGAUCGGGGAGCGCAUACGCACCAUAUAUUGUGACUCCACUCGAAGGUAUCCAGGCGCGAGCAAAAGCAAACUCCACACAGGUCAAUUGGAUGCUCAACGAUCUGGAUUUGGAAAAAGCCUCCUUGAAUGCGGCCAUUGCCGAUACAUCGAUUGUUUUUACCUAUGCCUACCAGCUUGAAGCUCUCGACCGCGACAAUCUCACCUUAUGGAGCAACGGGGACGAAUUGAUCAAUACUGUUGCGGCCCAGUGCAACAAUACAAUUGUGGUUAUUCACUCCGGAGAAGCAGUCUUGAUGGAGAGCUGGAUUAAUAACCCAAAUGUCACGGCGGUAGUCUUUGCGUAUUACCCUGGGCAGGAAACUGGAAAUGCGAUUGCGAGUGUACUCUAUGGUGAGGUCAAUCCAUCCGGAAAGCUUCCAUUCACCAUCGGGAAGUCGUUAUCUGAUUAUCCUCCCAAUGGUAUUGCCACUGGCACUAGUAACGAUCCCCAUGUUGUGUUUGAGGAGCGUAACUUGAUUGACUAUCGUUGGUUUGAUGCGAAAAAUUUAACCCCUCGCUUUGAGUUCGGGUUUGGAUUGAGCUACACUACAUUUGAAUAUAGUGGUAUUAAGGUGAAUUCAACACCUGAAAAACCAACGGACGGCGUUCAGCUUACAAACGAGCCUUUCGAUGGCAAUGCUACCCUGUAUGACGUAGCAUACACUGUGACUGCGACCGUGAAAAAUACGGGUUCGCAAGCUGGGUGCGAGGUCGCCCAACUGUAUCUCUCAUACCCGACUGGCCAAACUAACCAGCCGGUGCGCUCCCUACGUGGUUUCGAUAAAUUGUGCAUAGACGGGGGGGAAGAGAAGACCGCCACGUUUAAGUUGCGGCAAAAAGACCAUGCAGUAUGGGAUGUGGGAGAGCCUGGCGUGGUCGUAGGAAGGGCAGGCUCGGAGGACGUGGUCAAGAGUUUGGCGGGGGGCCCCGCAAGGGCAGCUGGGGUCGUCGCCAGGUCGGAAUCGCUCUCGGUAUUCGCCCAGGAAGGCGUGGCCCAUGAUGACCUGGUUUAA